GGCUAGCAAUUAUGUUUAUCUGAGAUGUAAAAACAGUUAGUACAGUUACUGCGCUCUUUGGAUGAAUGAUUUUGGGCUCCCUGUGCUUUGUAAUAAACAUUGGGCUUGGGUUUCCUGUCUACAAAUAGUGAGUUGGCAACCGGCGGCAGGGUUUCUGGUAAUUUUAUCGAAGAAGUAGAAUGAAGAUUCAAUAAUACUAAGCAUUUACAAGAUGUUAAUGUACAGGAGUAGCGUUUUGAGUAUUUUACGAGUCCAUGGGGUAAGUUUUUUGAAACACAAAUGGACUAGUCGUCAUUUUCAAUGGWAUCGUCUACUCGCGUGUGGCACCUUGAGAUGGUACAGUUCAAAGAGAGGCGACAACAUAGUCCUAAUGGGAAGCCCUGGUGCAGGAAAGACUACAGUUGGUAGAUUACUGGCACAAAGUCUAGGGAAGCAAGCUAUUGAUGUAGAUAAUGAUCAUCUGGAGAAAGUCUGGAAUAUGACUGUGGCACAAAAGCUUAUGGAUGUUGGGUCAGAUGGCUUUAUAGAGGCAGAAGGCCAAGCUUUGCUUCAGUUAUCAUGCGAUAAUUGUGUUAUUUCCCUCUCUGGAUCCAAUCCCAUGCAUAAAUUAGCCAUGUCACAUGUCAGUUCCCUAGGAACUGUCAUUUAUUUAGAUGUGGACGAUUAUGACAUCUUGGAACGCUUGGAGAAAAUGAAAGUUGACAGAAUUGUUGGGCAAAAUGAUGGUACUUCAGUCUCCGACAUUCUUCAGUACAGAAAGCAAUUUUACGAAGGUAGUUAUGAUGUGCGUGUUACUUGCGAGAGACAUGAAUCGCCUGAGAGUAUCACUUCUAAAGUGAUUGACUGCAUCAAGCGCCUUGCUAAACGUGAUGUCUAUGUAAGUACACGACAUUACAAAAAUGACACAAUAAAAGAGAAGACUUUCUUUGAUGUCGUUCUUGAGGGAUUAGCAACAGAUGGUGGGCUGUAUGUUCCUGGCCGACAAAUACCAGGAAUGACUCUAGGUGAGAUUGAACGUCUUGUCCCAUGCUCCUAUCAAGAACGAGCGCUUCGAAUACUAGAACAGUGGAUUCAUCCCCUUGAUCUCCAUCCAUCUAUUCUGAAACAAAUGAUUGACAAUGCUUAUCAGACGAAUUUUCAACAUCCGGGAAUUGCACCUGUUGAAAAACUGGACGAACAGGUUUUCAUCCUAGAACUAUUUCACGGACCAACGGCAUCGUUCAAGGAUCUUGCACUUCAACUAACACCAUCUUUUUUCAACAAGGCGGUUAGUUUAUCAUCCGAUAAAGAUAUAAAGUACAUGAUACUUGUUGCUACAUCUGGAGAUACUGGCAGUGCGGUGUUGGAAGGAUUUCGAGAUAGUGAAUCAGCAGACGUUUUUGUUCUUUACCCUUCAAAUGGUGUUAGUGCAAUCCAACGAAGGCAGAUGAUUACUACAGAUAGCCAAAACUCUGGUGUAUUAGGUGUGGAUGGUGACUUUGAUUUCUGCCAAUCUUCCAUCAAGAAAAUCUUCAAUGACAUUUCGUUUUGUGAACGACUUCAUGAUAGGUAUAAUGUAAGGCUGUCUGCAGCUAAUUCAAUCAACUGGGGAAGACUUCUCCCUCAGGUCAUUUAUCACGUGUCUUCGUACCUCGAUCUGGUCAAAAAUGGUGUCAUUGGUAUUGGCGAGAAAGCAGACGUUUGUGUUCCAACCGGAAACUUUGGUAACAUCCUGGGUGCAUAUUAUGCAAAGGAAAUGGGAAUCCCUUUCGACAAUAUUAUUUGUGCGUCCAAUGUCAAUAACGUUUUGACAGAGUUCUUCCACAAUGGCAUUUAUGAUAUUUGCAAGAGAAAUCUUCACCRCACUGCAUCUCCAUCCAUCGACAUUUUCAAAUCAUCCAAUCUUGAAAGGCUUAUAUACCAUGUGACGUCAUGCAAUGCAGAAUUGGUUACACAACUUUUCAGCUCAUUGGAAACUAAUAAAAAAUUCCAGGUUGAAUCAAAACUUCACCAAACUCUCUCAUCAACUAUCAAGUCAGGCUGGAGUGAUGAACACACUUGUCUAACUACAAUCAAAACAGUUUUCAACCAAACAGGAUACUUACUAGACCCACAUACAGCUAUUGCUAAAAGUGUAGCAGAUAAUUUUAUCUCUCAUGACAAACCAAUGAUUGUCUCAGCAACUGCACACCAUUGCAAGUUUGCUGACAAUGUGCUGAAGGCUUUAAGUAACAAAUACAGCUCAAGUGACCCCCUGACUUUAAUGCAAGAAGUGCACCACCUUGAGCCACGCCCACMACUGCACAAGCAUCUUGCAGACGCAAUGACAAAACCUGAGAUACAUGACAAUGUGUGCAGUAAUGAUGUGGAGGCUGUAAAACAACACAUUGAACAGUUCUUAAGAAUCCAAAGAUGACUUUAAAAAGUUGGGGAAUAUAGUAUAACUAUAAGAGAAACUAGCAUAAUCAAAGAUUUAUCCAAAACAAACAAGCUCAAAGCAAAACAAAAAACACUAGAAUGAAAAACAAACAGCUUAUAGAGGCAAAAGCUGUAUAAUAAUAACUUAUAACUUCCUAUUUAAUACAAAUUUUUAACUUCAGCAACACAUGUAU
Messenger RNA from Exaiptasia diaphana, 2591 nucleotides. RefSeq names its product threonine synthase-like 1. The coding region runs from base 212 to 2395 and encodes 727 amino acids. Lineage: Eukaryota; Metazoa; Cnidaria; Anthozoa; Actiniaria; Aiptasiidae. The record is from RefSeq and is a predicted model, not a curated record. The transcript is spliced from 8 exons. Gene Ontology annotation, cellular component: cytoplasm.